Ziziphus jujuba (common jujube) is the source of this 1494-nucleotide messenger RNA. RefSeq names its product transcription factor MYB92. The record is from RefSeq and is a predicted model, not a curated record. NCBI's taxonomy places the organism in Eukaryota, Viridiplantae, Streptophyta, Magnoliopsida, Rosales, Rhamnaceae. The transcript is spliced from 3 exons. The coding region runs from base 94 to 1182 and encodes 362 amino acids.
UAUAUAUAAAUAGAAAGUUGUAGCCGAUGGUUGGAUUGGAGGGAGGCAGCCCAAAAUAGAAAAAAAGAAAUCUUCAAAGGAAAGUUAAAAAAAAUGGGAAGAUCUCCUUGCUGUGAUGAGACUGGUCUCAAGAAAGGCCCUUGGACACCCGAAGAAGAUCAAAAGCUUGUUAAGUAUAUUCAGAAACAUGGCCAUGGAAGCUGGCGAGCCCUCCCUAGACUCGCAGGGCUUAAUAGAUGUGGAAAGAGUUGCAGACUAAGAUGGACGAACUAUCUGAGGCCGGAUAUUAAAAGAGGGAAAUUUUCUCAAGAAGAAGAACAAACAAUUCUCAAUCUUCAUUCGGUCCUUGGAAACAAAUGGUCAGCCAUUGCAAGCCACCUACCGGGUCGGACCGAUAAUGAAAUAAAGAAUUUCUGGAAUACCCAUCUGAAGAAAAAGCUAAUCCAAAUGGGUUUUGAUCCAAUGACUCAUAGACCAAGAGCAGAUAUAUUCUCAAGCCUGCCUCAUCUUCUAGCUUUGGCUAAUUUCAAGGAGCUUAUGGAUCAUCCUUCUUGGGAAGAACAUGCGGCGAGACUCCAAGCUGAAGCUGUUCAAAUGGCUAGGCUUCAAUACUUGCAGUUUCUCUUUCAACCUCCUCCAGCUAAUGGAAACACACCAACCAGUACUUUUACUGAUAUGGAGACCAUCAAUCUUCUCAACUCCAUAUCUUCUAAUUCAAUCAAAGAUGGUUACUCGGUUCUCGGUUCGGUUCAUUUCGAAUCCCCAAAUGGGUCUUCUUCUCUUGGAGGAACUACUUCUGCAAACCUCCAAUCUAUCCAUGAUUCUGUUUCUUUCUCUCAUCUUCCUGAUUUGUUGCAAAUCCCUUGCACUACUAGUACUACUACUAAUAGCACUAUUAGUCCUCCUCAAACACCGGUUGUGAUGAACAAGAUUAACAAUAGCAAUAUGGUUCAAGGUCCUGAAUCAACACCAUUAAUGUUCAGCCAUGGUGGGUCAGAAAACUCUCCGAAUUCGCCAUGGUUUCCAUCCCCAUCUCCGACUUGUUUUACAUCGCCGCCGACGAGGAAUACCUCCAUCAGCAAUUUGGUUGAUGCUUGCAGUACUUCUAGCUAUGGAGAAGUGGCUCCUUCUGUCUGGCCUGACCUUCUCCUGGACGACUCUUUGUUUCAUGAGAUGGCCUAGUUUCAGAGUUUCUGUAGAAAAACCCCACCACUCCCUUUUUUUUUUUUUUUUUUUUUUUAAUGUGUAUCAUUAUGGUUGGCUAUAUAUACGUACAAUAUGUUUAGUACUUUAUACUAUAUAUUAUUAAUCCUUCCUUCCAAGGUGAGAGGUCUUAGUUUUAGUUUUAAUAUAUAUUUUGUUUUUUGUGCACUUCAUUUAGUCCUGUUAGCUAGCUAGCUGAGUUUGUUUGAGACAUAACAUGUACUUGUGUUCAUGAACAUGAUUCAUGAGCGAACUAGCCAGGAUAUGCCCCCCCCCCCACCAAAAAAAAAA